Molecule: messenger RNA, 354 nt
Organism: Rhizoctonia solani
Lineage: Eukaryota; Fungi; Basidiomycota; Agaricomycetes; Cantharellales; Ceratobasidiaceae
Product: PAP2 domain protein
Exons: 1
Coding region: 1-354 (117 amino acids)
Source: RefSeq, a predicted model, not a curated record
AUGUCUGGAGAUCGCCGCGCCACUAGAGCUAAUCCUGCCUCUAGGUACCAUCUUACAUAUCACACGCCUCCUCAGAUCAUUUGGGGCUCCAUUGUCGGAGCAUGCGUAGGCAUGAGCCACUACCUUGUGACCGAGUUCUGGCCGGCACGUUCCCCGAAUAGCCCAGUUGGAAAACUGCGUUCGGCUAUCCUCGAUUCUCCGAUCUCUCAAUGGGCUCGGAUUCGGGACGGUUGGCUUAUUUGGAGCGACGGGGGCAAAGAGAACGAAUAUACACGCUGGAAGGCUGCUUGGGACGCUCGGACCCAAUUUUCAGGUCAGAGUGUGCCUGAAAGAAAGGGGGCAAAACAGCUAUAG